AUGGCUUUUUAUCGCACAAAACUUCCAACUCAUGCACUAUUCUCCCUUGUUUCAAUCCUCUUUGUUUUGCUAGCCACUAAUAUAAACUCAGUUCAAGCACUGUCCUUCAAUUUCACCAACCUCUACACUGAUAAUUCUGAUAUCACCCUCCAAGGGGAUGCCCAUUUUUUAGAUAGUGGUGUCAUAGCACUGACAAAAAGUUCACCAUUUCCUCCAGAUCAAAAUUUUCCAACCGUAGGUCGCGCCUUAUCUUCAACUCUCGUGCCACUUUGGGACAGUGCUACCGGCAAUGGUGUCAGCUUCGUCACUUCCUUUUCUUUCAUCAUAGACACCACAAAAAGCCCUAUAACUGAUGGAUUGAUCUUUUUCAUUGCACCACCAGACACCGUGAUUCCCAUCAACUCAACCACACCAUUUCUGGGAGUAGUCGAUAGCCAAACUUCAAUCAAUCGGUUUGUUGGUGUAGAGUUUGAUAUUUAUUCCAAUUCUUGGGAUCCUAAUUGGAGACAUAUUGGAAUCGAUGUCAACUCUAUAAUUUCGACCAAGACCGUGAAAUAUAACUUGAUGAGUGGUUCGUUGACUAAAGUAAUUAUCAUCUAUGAUUCUCCUUCUAACACAUUGAGUGCUGUUGUUAUUUAUGAGAAUGGUAAAAUUUCCACUAUUGCUCAAGUCAUUGAUUUAAAAACAGUGCUCCCAAACACGGUUCAGAUUGGUCUAUCUGCUGCGACACUAACCGGUGAAUCCUACCACAUCCAUUCAUGGUCAUUCGUAUCAGACUUUGGAACAACUACUGGAAAUAUUGUCUCAGAAGUAUGA
Lathyrus sativus (Indian pea) is the source of this 816-nucleotide messenger RNA. The record is from the annotation of a GenBank genome assembly. NCBI's taxonomy places the organism in Eukaryota, Viridiplantae, Streptophyta, Magnoliopsida, Fabales, Fabaceae.